Messenger RNA from Owenia fusiformis, 1247 nucleotides. The record is from the annotation of a GenBank genome assembly. Lineage: Eukaryota; Metazoa; Annelida; Polychaeta; Sabellida; Oweniidae.
GUAAUAUUAGUGAAUUUAACCGGCGUCCCGAACGGAGUUUGCAUUUAUCUUGUGUAUUUUCAUACUGAUUGGGAUUUACUUCAAAAUUCGAGAUGGAUUUUAAACUAAUGAUACUUUUUGUAACAGUUGGCUAUGUGUGUGCCGGCAAUAUAGAUAUUGCACCAGCUGAUACGAUAGCGAAGACUGGAGAAGAUACUGAACUCAUGUGCCAAAUAGCUGAAGCUGCAAUUGACUCUGAAUUUGUUUCCUGGUUUGAGUACAUUACUGAUAGUAAUGGAAAAAGAGUGUUUGUAUCUAAUAAACCAAAUGAUAUCAUAGACCCUGACAAAUAUGAGGUAGAUUUGAACAAGAAGUAUAACAUCAAGAUAAAGGGUGUUACUAUUGGUGAUGCGGGAAAAUAUGGAUGCCAGACUUUUACUGAUGGUAAUAACUACGCUGCAUACCUGACAGUUUAUGAUACUCCAUCUUGUGGUAACACCAAUGGUGAUAAUGUCAAAGAAGGGGAUGAGGUUACAUUUGAAUGUCAGAUGAACUAUGCAGGUGAUGCUAAGCCAACUCUGAAAUGGUAUCGCAACCAGGAAGAAAUGGAAGAUGUUGUCUUCACAACUGAAGAGAAUAAGCCUGCUAUGGCAACUGUUAAAUUCACUGUCACCCCCGAAGAUAACGGUGCUGCUCUGACAUGUAGAGUAAGCAGUAGCAGUGAGCCUGACUUUGCCGGUGAUGAGUGCACUAGCUCACCUGUUUUAGCAGUGAAAUACAUGCCACGUAAUGUUCAGGCAACUAGCCUUGAUGAUUCUCAAGCAAAUGUCCUUAGCAUUGGACAAAAGAUUGUAGCAACAGCUGAUGCCAACCCUGUCGCUGGUUUUAACUGGGAAAUCUUGCCUGCUGGAGAGAACAAGACACUCAUCACAUCAUCUGGAGCUGAAGUGAAUGUCACAGAGGAGAUGGUCGGUGAAAGCACAUGGACUCUGAAAGUACAAAAUGACGUAAACACCCCUGAUGAUAUUGUUGUAAAGACAUACACUGUAACAGUCAACUCAGAUAUAGUCACUCCGGAACCUGAGUCCACCACUAAAGGAGGUUAUGUAAUUGCAACCACACCAAAGAGUGGAGAUGGCAAGAAUGGAAACUCAUCUGGCGGAUUUACACCACUCAACUUGAGCAUAAUGGCUCUCCUCACCUCACUGAUGCUGACCAUGAGGCAAUGGUGAUGUCAUCGUCUCCCCUAGCAACUCUCACUGCCAACU